AUGAACAAUGUGCCAUUUUUUACAGGCCUUAAUAUUGCAGUAAGAAUCACUGUAGCAGAGGAGGGAAUAACUGAACAUCUGGUUGUAAAGAACUGCCCGAAUAUUACAGCAGCGUCUUCAGUUGCCCAGUGUUAUGCGUGUGUCACAAGUGGUUGUACCUGGUCUAAUUCACAAACCUGUUCCUGGCCUAAUGGGAAGUUACAUCAAGCUCAGGCAGAGGAUGUCUGUAAAGACGUCGCCCCUCCUUCGAACUAUUCAGAGCCAGAAGUGCACUCUGUUAUUCCGAGUGUCGUCUCCUUUCACGGCAAAAACGAUGUUAAGAUGUUGGGGAAGAACCUUGAUCACGUAACAAAGAUACGUCUUCAGGGGACAGUGGAAUGCUACUCUGAGGAAUUGCAGGUAUUGGCCCAGACGGCACACAGCCUACGGUUUAACCUUCCCGGCUGGAAGGUUGAUAUGAUGACCGUUUGCGCAUUGUUGCCCGACGGAAGGUGUGUUGGCUCACAGCCAGUCAUGUACAGACCCCUGCCACACUGUACUGCCAUUUCUCCCAGCAACACCUGGGCCAGGUGAGUCUCCUUUGUGACCACAUGGGCCUGCUAUGAGUUCAGAUUGUUGAUAGGCUGAAAACUUCCAGUCAGUCCCUCCUCCACAGAAGUCAGCAAUUUGAUUAGUGGGUUUGAAUGCCAAUACUCACUUUCUGCCAGAAACUCCCAAUGAACUCCCUCAGAUGGAUGGUUUGAACACUCCCCUCAUGCACAGCACACUAACCCACUGAGACAUGGCUGUAUACUGUAUGAAAAUCC
Messenger RNA from Paramormyrops kingsleyae, 806 nucleotides. The record is from RefSeq and is a predicted model, not a curated record. Lineage: Eukaryota; Metazoa; Chordata; Actinopteri; Osteoglossiformes; Mormyridae.